This is a messenger RNA of Notolabrus celidotus (New Zealand spotty), 885 nucleotides long. It is a transcript of the gene ompb, whose product is annotated as olfactory marker protein b. The transcript has a single exon. Gene Ontology annotation, biological process: sensory perception of smell; signal transduction. Lineage: Eukaryota; Metazoa; Chordata; Actinopteri; Labriformes; Labridae. Bases 147 to 629 code for a protein of 160 amino acids. The record is from RefSeq and is a predicted model, not a curated record.
AAGGAGCAUAGAGUGAGAUUCACAGAGUGAGAUUCACAGGUUUGAAGGAGGAGGGCAGAAGACGCUUGGUUUCGACAUAGCUGCCAAUCUAAUCCAGCCUACAGUUGGUAUCCACCUGUCAGCCUGCUGUGGGGUGCAGUUGAAGCAUGUCUGAAGACUUGGAGCUUCCCUUCCAGCCGGACAACCAGCUGACGGAGGUGAUGCGUUUGAGAGUUCAAUCCCUGCAGCAGCGUGGACAGAAGAGGCAGGACGGUGAACGUCUGCUGCUGCCCAAUGAGGCCGUGUACAGGCUGGACUUCUCCAAACAGUCCCUCCGGUUCUCGCGCUGGACAGUGCAGCUGGCCCAAGCUGGACACCUCACCAUCACGGCCACCUCGCAGCUCUGGACACCAGACCUCACCAACCUGAUGACGCGUCAGCUGCUGGAGCCAGCCGGGGUUUUCUGGAGGGCUCCCACCGACAGCAGAAAUGCACCGGUCAGGUGCUACGAGGCCGACACACACGAGUUUGGUGAGAGGAUCGCAGAGCUGGCUAUGGUGAGGAAGGUGAUGUACUUCUUGUUUGCUUUUGCAGAAGGCUGCAGCCCUGAGACUAUGGACUGCUCCAUCACCUUCAAAGUGGACAGAUGAGACUUGGAAAACAAUCAAAUGCACAAAUCCAUUUUUUAAACUCUCCUUUUUGUGGUUGUGUUCAUUUAGUUUGAAAAGAAAAACUAUUUUACAGUUAGCUGUUUUUUAAUGGAAGGAAACAUCUCUGGACAACCUGUAAAAACAGGACUACACUUUCAGAUCUUCUCUUCCAACUUGUGCAACAAAACUCAUCCAAGAUAUUCUAUUUAUCAUUAAACCUGUUGAUUAUCUUUGUAUGCUAUGAUAUUGGGCAUUA